AUGAUGUCAUGGAUGAUCUUGCUGAUGAUCUCGGCGGCAUGCCACCCCCCAGCUUUGACGAUCAAGGCAGACAAAGCGUCCUCGCCGACGCCGCUGCUGCCGCCCACGGACUGGAUGACAACGAAAAUCUCCUUGGUGGUCGGAUUGAAAGACGACGCCCGCAAGGGGGGCGUGAUGUUGACCAGGCCCUCGAUGAGGUUGCGGGCCUCGUUGCCCGCGCAGCCGGCCGGCUCGGCAGCAGGGCGGGGAUCGGGCUGGGCGCCGGCGGGCAGACACGUGACGUCCUCUGGGACGCGCGGCUGGCUCGGAACAGGUUCGUAA
Prorocentrum cordatum is the source of this 321-nucleotide messenger RNA. Lineage: Eukaryota; Dinophyceae; Prorocentrales; Prorocentraceae. The record is from the annotation of a GenBank genome assembly.